UCUCGUAUAAAUAAGGGCUUCUCCAUCUUCCCCCCACACCGUGAUAAUUAGCAGUGUUCUAUCGAAGUAUUCGCUCUAUCAAUCGAUAAUCUCGUCGCGCUCCCAGUUUCUGUGAGAACUGUGUUUUGAUUCAAUGGCGGAAGUGCAGACACCCGAUGCGGAGACAUUCGCUUUCCAGGCGGAGAUCAACCAGCUUUUGAGCCUUAUCAUCAACACUUUCUAUAGCAACAAGGAGAUCUUCCUUCGGGAGUUGAUCAGCAAUGCGUCCGAUGCCUUGGACAAGAUCCGAUUUGAAAGCUUGACUGAUAAGAGCAAGCUCGACGCUCAGCCGGAACUCUUUAUUCGCCUUGUUCCUGAUAAGGUUAACAAGACGCUCUCCAUUAUCGACAGUGGUGUUGGAAUGACUAAAGCAGAUCUGGUGAACAACUUGGGUACGAUUGCGAGGUCUGGUACAAAGGAAUUCAUGGAGGCAUUGCAGGCUGGAGCCGAUGUUAGCAUGAUUGGACAGUUUGGCGUGGGAUUCUACUCUGCCUACCUUGUGGCAGAGAAGGUGAUUGUGACCACGAAGCACAAUGACGACGAGCAGUACAUCUGGGAAUCACAAGCUGGUGGUUCCUUCACUGUGACGAGGGAUACGGAGGGGGAACAACUUGGCCGAGGAACCAAGAUCACCCUCUUCUUGAAAGAAGAUCAGCUGGAAUAUCUAGAGGAGCGGAGAAUCAAGGAUCUCGUGAAAAAGCACUCUGAAUUCAUCAGUUAUCCGAUUUAUCUCUGGACUGAGAAAACAACUGAGAAAGAAAUAAGUGACGAUGAAGAUGAUGAACCGAAGAAGGAAGAUGAGGGAGAGGUGGAAGAAGUAGACGAGGACAAGGAGAAGGAGAAAGGCAAGAAAAAGAAGAUUAAGGAAGUCUCCCAUGAAUGGCAGUUAAUCAACAAGCAGAAGCCCAUUUGGUUGCGCAAGCCAGAGGAGAUCACAAAAGAGGAGUACGCCUCUUUCUACAAAAGCUUAACAAACGACUGGGAAGAACAUCUUGCUGUCAAGCACUUCUCAGUUGAGGGGCAGCUCGAAUUCAAGGCAAUCAUCUUCGUCCCCAAAAGAGCUCCAUUUGAUCUCUUUGACACCCGCAAGAAAAUGAACAACAUCAAACUCUACGUCAGGAGGGUCUUCAUCAUGGAUAACUGCGAGGAACUCAUCCCUGAGUACCUCGGAUUUGUCAAAGGUGUUGUUGAUUCAGAUGAUCUUCCCCUCAACAUCUCCCGUGAGAUGUUGCAGCAGAACAAGAUCCUAAAGGUCAUCAGAAAGAAUCUGGUGAAGAAAUGCAUCGAACUGUUCAAUGAAAUUGCCGAGAACAAAGAAGAUUACAACAAAUUCUACGAGGCCUUCUCGAAGAACCUCAAGUUGGGCAUCCAUGAAGACAGCCAGAACAGAUCCAAAUUAGCUGACUUACUUAGGUAUCACUCAACCAAGAGUGGCGAUGAGUUGACAAGCCUGAAAGACUACGUUACAAGGAUGAAAGAGGGACAGAAGGACAUUUACUACAUCACCGGAGAGAGCAAGAAGGCUGUAGAGAAUUCACCAUUCCUUGAGCGCCUUAAGAAGAGAGGCUACGAGGUGCUCUACAUGGUCGAUGCCAUCGACGAAUAUGCAGUAGGUCAAUUGAAGGAAUAUGAUGGCAAGAAGCUCGUAUCUGCCACCAAGGAGGGACUCAAGUUAGACGACGAGACGGAGGAAGAAAAGAAGCAAAGGGAGGAGAAAAAGAAGUCGUUCGAGAGCCUCUGCAAGGUGAUCAAGGACAUCCUCGGUGACAAAGUGGAGAAGGUGGUUGUAUCCGACAGAAUUGUUGACUCGCCGUGCUGUUUGGUGACAGGAGAGUAUGGCUGGACAGCCAACAUGGAGAGGAUAAUGAAGGCCCAGGCGCUGAGGGACAGCACCAUGAGCUCGUACAUGUCUAGCAAGAAAACGAUGGAGAUUAAUCCCGACAAUGGGAUCAUGGAGGAGCUCCGGAAGAGGGCUGAGGCUGACAAGAAUGACAAGUCUGUUAAGGAUCUAGUGUUGCUGCUGUUCGAGACUGCUUUGCUGACGUCUGGAUUUAGUUUGGAUGAUCCAAACACUUUUGCUGCUAGGAUUCACAGGAUGCUGAAGCUGGGGUUGGGAAUUGACGAGGAGGAAGGUGUGGAGGAUGCUGAGAUGCCGGCACUGGAAGAGGAAGGCAAUGAGGAAAGCAAAAUGGAGGAGGUUGAUUAAGGGAAAUGAUACAAGUUAUUAAUUAAUGUAGGAAAGGAUUGGAUGGAAGGCUGAGUGUCUGCUGCUAAUGUGCUAUGGUGUCUUUCUUUAUUAUUAUUUUUUUUUUCUUUUUGUUUUGGUUUGAUCUGAGAUGAUUUCGGUGCGUGUGCUGAAUGGUGUCUCGAGGGUACUGUGAAUGUUAUUGUUGCAGUGAAUUCAAUGAAGUCUUUCUUUUAACGUUC
Andrographis paniculata is the source of this 2466-nucleotide messenger RNA. RefSeq names its product heat shock protein 83. Gene Ontology annotation, molecular function: ATP binding; ATP-dependent protein folding chaperone; ATP hydrolysis activity. NCBI's taxonomy places the organism in Eukaryota, Viridiplantae, Streptophyta, Magnoliopsida, Lamiales, Acanthaceae. Gene Ontology annotation, biological process: protein folding; cellular response to heat; protein stabilization. The transcript is spliced from 3 exons. The record is from RefSeq and is a predicted model, not a curated record. Bases 134 to 2245 code for a protein of 703 amino acids. Gene Ontology annotation, cellular component: plasma membrane; protein-containing complex; cytosol.